Molecule: messenger RNA, 1155 nt
Organism: Anthonomus grandis grandis
Lineage: Eukaryota; Metazoa; Arthropoda; Insecta; Coleoptera; Curculionidae
Exons: 3
Coding region: 96-1079 (327 amino acids)
Source: RefSeq, a predicted model, not a curated record
CUAAGUAAGUGAGGUAAAAAAAGUCGUCCAUAUCCGUCAUCACGUCAUUAUUUUUGUCAAUUUUCAAAAUUUUCGUAAAAUUAAAAUUACCAAAGAUGGACGAAAUUAUAAUAAAUACGGUGAAAUUCUUGUCCAGCACGGUAGUAGUAAGGUUACUAUCAUAUCCUCCUUUUGCUAUUGAAAUAUUUUUGGCCGCUGUAGUCUGUGUGGUGCACAUCCUUCUCCUUUUUGAAAUUAACACUUUGGUGAGAAGGACAAACUCGAAGGCUGCGGCUAGACUAAGAAUGAGACACCCUAUCAAAGAAAGUGAAACCUCUUUUCACAGCUUGGUAACACUGCAAACGGCCCAUCAUAUUUUCCAAAAGAAACCAACUGAGAUGCCGUUUUACCAAAGACCACAAGUAUUCGUUCCCGUAAAUUCAAGGAUCCCCCCGAGGAAAAUGAUGAGUAGCGGCAAUUUUGGUUUGAUACUGGCUAAAGGCGACUCGUCUAUAUUAAAAAGUAAAGUUUCUGAAAGGGUUGAGCAGCUGCUUUCCAUAAGCCCCAGUGAGUACGUGAGGCGUGACAAAGAACGUCUGAACAGGGAGCAAGGUUUGAAAUCAUGCAUACAGUCCCUAACGUCACUCCUCGAAAAAGCCCUUGAAAAUGAGGCUUUGGAGAUUAGGAACAUGUCGAAGGAAGAUAUUAAAAAGAGCAUCAGGUCACUCAAGGAAAACUUUGAAAACCAAUUAAAUAGUAAUAACCAAACUGCUUUAAACCAACUAUGUGACUUUCCCUCGCCAAGCCUUCAAAGCUUAAUUGAAAAAUCAUCUGCCAAAAGACUAAUGGAAAAUACCCUGUCUCCAAAUUUGAUUUCCUCCAUUUAUCACACUUCAAAUACCAAUUUUACGAGAAGCAUGACGGAUAUUAGGGCUAAGAAAGGUAAAGAUGAAAAGGUGGGAUUUGAAAGGAACAAGUCUUCAGUCUGCAGCCUUAGCUUAAAAUCCAGUGGGUCACUAAGUGAUCUCUUUGAUAAACAGUCCAACGAUUUUUUGAAAUUUGACAGGAGAAAUGUCGGGAAAGUAUGUGAAGGCGAUUAAUGUUUUAAUGUUUAAUUUUUUAUUAAUGUGUGGUUAAAUUAUGUAAAGUUUGUAAUAUUUUAUAAAAAUGACUCAA